Molecule: messenger RNA, 2397 nt
Organism: Strongyloides ratti
Lineage: Eukaryota; Metazoa; Nematoda; Chromadorea; Rhabditida; Strongyloididae
Product: 6-phosphofructokinase
Exons: 2
Coding region: 1-2397 (798 amino acids)
Biological process (GO): fructose 6-phosphate metabolic process; fructose 1,6-bisphosphate metabolic process; canonical glycolysis
Cellular component (GO): cytoplasm; 6-phosphofructokinase complex
Molecular function (GO): identical protein binding; AMP binding; 6-phosphofructokinase activity
Source: RefSeq, a predicted model, not a curated record
AUGUUUACAUCAAAAGGAAAUAAACUUUUUCAUAGAGACUCUAUUGUUCCUACUAUGGGCCAUGAAGGUACUACUAUUAUUCCAAAUAAAUAUAGAGGACGUGGUCUUGCAGUUUUUACCUCUGGAGGUGAUGCUCCAGGUAUGAAUGCGGCUGUUCGAUCUGUCGUUAGGAUGGGUCUUCAUUUAGGUUGUAAAGUUUACCUUAUUCAUGAAGGUUACCAAGGAAUGGUUGAUGGUGGUGAUAAUAUUAAACUUGCUACUUAUGACUCAGUAUCUGAUAUUAUUCAGAAAGGUGGUACUAUAAUUGGAUCAGCUAGAUGUAUGGAAUUUAAAACAAUAGAAGGUCGAUUAAAAGCAUGUUAUAAUUUAAUUAAAAGACGUAUUACAAAUCUUGUAUGUAUUGGUGGUGAUGGUUCAUUAACAGGAGCUAAUACAUUUAGAGUUGAAUGGCCAGAUUUAGUUAAACAACUUCUUGAUAGUGAAAAGAUAACAAAAGAUGAAGCUGCUGCAUGUUCAAUGAUUCAAAUUUGUGGAAUGGUUGGUACUAUUGAUAAUGACUUUGCUAAAACUGAUAUGACAAUUGGUGCAGAUACAGCUCUUCAUCGAAUCAUUGAAGCUACUGAUUGUGUAACAUCAACAGCCCAAUCACAUCAACGUGCUUUUGUCAUUGAAGUUAUGGGUAGACAUUGUGGUUAUUUAGCAUUAGUAGCAUCACUUGCUUCAGAGGCAGAUUUUUGUUUUAUUCCAGAGUGGCCUCAACCUAUAAAUUGGCCUGAAAUUUUAUGUAAAAAACUUGCUCAAGCAAGGGAAAUGGGACAAAGAUUAAACUUAAUUAUUGUUGCUGAAGGUGCUAUUGAUAGAGAGGGAAAACCUAUCUCAUCUGAGACAGUACAAAAAGUUAUUAAAAACACAUUAAAAUAUGACACUCGUAUAACAGUUCUUGGGCAUGUACAACGUGGUGGUAAUGCAUCUGCUUUUGAUAGAUUACUUGGAUCUAGAAUGGGUGCUGAAGCAGUAUUAGCUUUAAUGGAAAUGACUUCAGAAUCUGAACCUUGUGUUAUAUCAAUAGAAGGAAAUCAAAUUGUUAGAGUACCAUUAAUGAAAUGUGUUAAAAAAACUCAAAAUGUUCAACAGGCAAUGAAUAAUUUAGACUUUGAUUUAGCUGUUGAAUUACGAGGUCCAUCAUUUAAAAGAAAUGUUGAUACAUAUAGAAUGUUAACUAAACUUCAUAUUCCAAGAGAAAAAGACAAUUUAUCAGAGGGAAAAGUUUUUAAUGUAGCUGUAAUGAAUAUUGGAGCUCCAGCAGGAGGUAUGAAUGCUGCAGUAAGAGCUUUUGUUAGGUCUGCUUUGUACCAUCAUUGUAAUGUUUAUGGAAUAGAAGAUUCUUUUGAAGGAUUUAGUUCUGGUAUUCUUAGAAAAAUGGAUUGGGGAGAUGUUAAUAAUUGGGUAAUGGUUGGAGGAAGUAUUUUAGGUACUCAAAAACAAUUACCAAAUAAAUAUUUUGAUAAAAUUCAUGAAACAAUGAAAAAAUAUAAUAUUCAUGGUCUUUUAAUGAUUGGUGGUUUUGAGGCAUACCAUUCAGCUAUUGAAUUUGAGAAAGCUCGUGACAAAUAUCCAUAUUUUAGAAUUCCAAUUGUUGUUGUACCAGCUACUAUCAGUAAUAAUGUACCAGGAACAUCAAUGACAAUAGGAAGUGAUACAGCUUUAAAUACAAUAUGUGAAAUGAUUGAUAAAAUUAAACAAAGUGCAAAUGGAACAAAGAAGCGUGUUUUUGUAAUUGAAACAAUGGGUGGUUAUUGUGGUUAUCUUGCUACUUUAACAGCUCUUGCUUCUGGUGCAGAUAAUGCAUAUAUAUAUGAGGAAAGAUUUACAGUAGAUGAUAUUAAAGAAGAUUGUGAAGUUAUUAAACAAAAAAUGGAACAUGGAGUUAAGAGAUAUCUUGUAGUAAAAUCAGAAAAAGCUUCAAAAAAUUAUAAUACAGAUUUUGUUAUGGCUGUAUUUAAUGAGGAAGGAAAAGGUGUUUUUUCAACAAGAGUUAAUAUAUUAGGUCAUUGUCAACAAGGAGGAAAUCCUUCAGUUUUUGAUCGUAAUUUAGGAACCAAAUUUGGUGUCAAAGCUCUUGAAUAUAUAAUGGAACAAAGUAAAAAAACAAUUAAUUUGGAAACUGAUGAAAGAUUUGCUACAACAAAAGAAUCAUGUGCAUUACUUGGAAUUAGAAAUAGAACCAUUGAAUUUACUCCAGUAACUGAUCUUAUAGAAGAGACAGACUUUGAACAUAGAGUACCAAAUGAGCAAUGGUGGCUUAAAUUAAGACCACUUCUUAGAAUUUUAACAAGUCACAGUAGUGGUUAUGUUUCUGAGGCUAUUGUCGAUAUCAAAGACAAUGUAAAUAAUUAA